Messenger RNA from Penaeus chinensis, 7176 nucleotides. RefSeq lists its product as uncharacterized. Lineage: Eukaryota; Metazoa; Arthropoda; Malacostraca; Decapoda; Penaeidae. The record is from RefSeq and is a predicted model, not a curated record. Bases 132 to 6953 code for a protein of 2273 amino acids. The transcript has 7 exons.
GGAAGUAGAUAGGAGGUAAUCUUGAGAUUUGGCACAUGAGCAUAUUAUGAAUGGGCAGACGACACAUUUUGGAACAGGCGUAAAGGCGAAGGGAAUUCUCAGAUACAGCAGGGAUGUAGGAGGUAGACCAGAUGUCGAGUGGCAGCGACAUCUCAGAGGAGAUUCUAGAGGAAAUUCAAGAUGAGCACGAACAGUCCAGUCUCUCAAGCGCCGUUCCCAACUCCCUGCUUCCUCCUGAAGAUCUUGAGGGGAUCAGGUCCACAGAUGAUGGCAUUAUUCCAUCAUGGGGUUCGGCGGAGAGAGAGACAAGUACUCAGUCUCCGUUACUCUUAUCAGGGGAGAGCGAUAUACAGAAGGCCGAGAAAACGUCUUUUUCCCCUCUCUGUGGGGAAGACAUACUACCGGAGCUCUCCCAGGGGGAACAAAGUACCGGAGACACUGAAGCAGGGAUUUCCAUGCCUACAGGUGUAAGGGAGAGGAGCAGAAUAGGGAUUGAGGAAGGAGGAGAGUUGAUUAAGAGAACUAGUUCCCCGCCUAGAGACUUGGCAUUAGAUGUGGCAAGGAAAGUGGAAUCAAGGCAGAGUGAUAACUCUCCAAUGUCGAGUGAAUGGUCUGUGGAAAGUCUGAGAAGUAGUGGUAGCAGUUUGCACAUAAAAGAUAGAUCACUAAGUGAGAUCUCAGUCAGCAUUCCAAAACUUACUGUUGUAUCGAUUGAAAAGGAGCAAAAGGUGUUUAGCUUAGUGAAACAGUUCAGUGAGGUGACAGAAGACACGACAGAGAAUUAUGACAGGCCGGCAGAGAAAAGAAGGCAGUCAGUUCCAGCUUGCACUCUAUGGAAACCAGACACAUUCAUGUCCCUGGAGCCCAUGAAACAGGAAAUUCAUGAAUCUGAGAGCAAGUGGCAAACACCAGGAAGGAAGUCAAGUGUAUCCAGCAUCAUUUCUCACUUCAGUAGUCAGCCAUCAGAAGAAGUGAGCAUGCAAGAACAUCAAAGGAAGGAAUCACCUCGGAAAUUAGGCCAGAUGUCACCAAGAGUCAGGAACUCACUGGAAAAAAUUACUGGCCAUUUCUCACAAAACACCUCUCAAGAUUUCUCCAGAGGUGUAUUAAAGAAUAAGGAGAAUAUUAGUCCCGGUAUCCCACCAAAGAGAUCACUAAUAUCUCAACACUCGAAGGAAAAGGAAAACUCACCUCGCUGUAGAUCGAUAUUUUCUAGCAUUUCGUCACCUUUGUUGGAAGUGGAGGACGUGCAAUUUUGUGAGACAGAGAUUGAGGACUUGUGCAACAUUGCUUUUCCUUCAUCAAAAAUGUCCUCGUACAGUGAGUCGCUUAAUCUAUGCGAAGAAAUGCUUGUAGAGAAGUCCCCCUCCAAUGAAGAUAAAUGCAGUGGAAGUGAGAAUCAGUUGUUUGAGGAUGAUGUGUUAGAAACUUGUGACACUGAUGGAGAAGUAGAAGACAUGCCAGAAGAAAAAGUGCCAUAUCAGUCUGCAAACAGUGUAAGCUUAAAGGAUGAGGGAACUGUUUCAGAUAUUGGUAAAAGUAGUAGAAGUCCAGGUAGUUUUCCAUCUUGGAAUAUUCAGUUAAUGCCAAAUUCUCAGCUUAAAGGUUCCGCUUGUGACAAAGGAAAUUCAUCUCUUGGCAGCUCUAAAAAUAAAUCUUUAGAAAUUUCAGAUGGUGUUAGCAAUAAAUCUGUAGAUUUUCCUCUUGAAAAAGAGGAUGAACUCUCUGUGACUUCCAAGAAUUCCAGCACCAGGUCUGUACAAGUGUUAGAAUCCCAGUGCAAAGACAGGUCAAGUUCAGAUGCUGUAAGGAGUGUCAGUGAGUGCUCAGAGGACUUCGAGAAUCAUGAUGUGGCUGAAGGCAGUUGUGAGGAUGAUCAGAGUGAAAUCUUAAGAACACUGUCCAGUAAGAGUGGCAGCAGAGAAGAAUGCUUUAGCUCUGUUGACUCUGAUGCAAACCCAGAUGAAGAUGCUCUUGAAGCUGUUGAAUCUGUGAGCCUUUGUAGCCUAGAGAGGGACACCUCUCAUGAACUUCUUGAGCUGGACAUUGAUGGAUCUGGUCAUGAUGUCUUUGAUGGUGAAUUCUCAGAAGCCAGUGAAGUCAUUCUAGGCUUUGUGAGUAAUUCCCCAAUUUCAGCAAUUACAGAGAGAACAGAAGAAUCUGGCCAGGACAAUGACCAUAGUGGAGGGAGAAGAAUAAGUGAUUCCACAGGAGAGUCAAGUCAUCUACAAGAAUCUGCAAAAGAAUAUGAGACUGAGUGCCAAAAUGUAGGCCAAAUACAAGUGUCAUCUGCAAGUGCCAUACCAGGUCCAGUGAGGCAAGGUGGUUUCCCAUCCCUUCCCGUUAAUAUAGGUAGUAAUAUCAACUCUAGUCAGUUUGCCAACUCACACUCUUUGCAGGAGACUGUGAGCCCAGUACAAACCCAACCAUCCUUGGAAGCUGGUGAUGAUCAGCAUGAUUCUAGUCAGAACCCCACCAGCAGGAUGGCUCAGAAGCCUCCAGUGAUCGGGGUAAAGCAAAAGCUCUGCAAAUUUCCUGUAGUUCCUCGUGGCCAAAGAGCAGGAGAAAAGCCCUCUGCAGCCCAAGUUUUGCCAACUAGUAAGAUGUCACUGACUGGCCCUGUAAAGCCGACACUGUGUCGCAACACAUCCAAGAGCAUGCACAACUUGGGAACCAGUACAAACUCGAAAGCCAGUCGGGCCCAGGGCUUGCACAACAGGUCCUUGAGCUUAAGUACAGACAACCUGGAGAAUAGUAGCCCAAGGACAUCCUCCCUGUCACCAGCCCCUCAAAGUGGAUGCAGAGGGAGGCGCAACAGUGGGUCAGGCAUUCAGGGAAGCUUGCAUCGUAGGUGUGUUAGUGCCAUAGCCUUGAAUGAGGGAGAUGGUCAGCUUGGAAUGAAGAGAAACAAGAGCUUAAGUUUAAGUAGGUUGAACAGAUCAAGAAGUUCAAGCAUGAACAGUAUUGCCAGCUACAAGAAAGCAGACUACAGUCAUGUGCAAAGUAAAGUAAAGCAGUAUAUCAGAGAUGUUAAAGAAAGAGACAUGAGGAAUUCCACACGCUCUUUGCCAUCCACUCCUGCAAGAAAGGCAGUGUUGAGGAAUGAGGCAGAUGUUAUAAUGAUCAAUGAAAGAAUGCUGAAAGAAUUUGGUGACCUGAAGCCAGAGGACCUUCCUGAAGAUAUAAAGAAACUGAAGAGCAAGGUCCUUGGAGAAGGUGGUGACCCCAAAGUCCUCGAGCACAUUCUGAGGCUGAUUUUAGAAGAAAGGAAAUCCCGUCAUGCGAGCGACACCACGCUGGCCGCCUUGCAACUGCGCUACGACAAUCUGAAUACCAAGUAUGCUGAGAAACAGAACGAGAUAGACCGCCUUAGAUUCUUCAAGGACAUUCACAUCAACAAAGACUACACAAUAACCCUCAGAGCACAGGAAGAAGGAAGACUCAAUGCAGGAUCCAACUGGUCCUCGCGCAACACCACCCCACCCAACACGCCCUACAAGUCCCUAACCCACUACAACACAUCCCCCAACACGCCCCAGAGAAGAUCCUCAUGCCACAUGACCCCCCCAAACACACCCAACAUCCGCUCGCUCUCUCCUAGCCUUGCACCCAACCUUGUCAAGUCUACCUCCACUCCCCUGGUUGAUCCACUGUGGAGCUUUGCCCUGGAUCCAAGUGGCUCGUACACCUACCGGGAUAGCCUCCCAGUCGACCUGAAUAAAGACCCAUCUCUGAUCGGGGACCAAGAGAGAGCAAAGGAUGGAGGCGGAGGACUGGGACAGGAUGGAGCCAGUCUGCAAAAUUGGAUGAAAGAAACUAAUAGUGUUCUGCAGAAGGUUAAGGACUUUACAGUAUUGCAAGGUCAUGGUGCAGUGCAACAGAGUGAGAGAAACAUCAUUUGGCAACAUAUAUUACACGAGUACUGGAGACUAGCAGGAUUGUUUCCUAUGCUGACGCUUGUGUCUCCAACACAUGAACCAGGGAUGUUGUUACAGAAGCUUGGAAAGGCCCUCCAAGUCACAGCCGGCAGGUUUGAUCUUGAGCUAAAUAUUGCCAGGCCCCAGGAGUGCGAUGAUACCCAACUGCUCCAGCACUCCAAUGUGGUGGAAGAUGCAAGGCAGUUGAGGAGCAAUGGAAAAUUUGGCCCAGAAUGGUCAAGCUUUGAUAAGUCUGAGAGUCAGGAAGUUACAAGUGCCGGAAAUCAGGUGAAGGUCUCUGUUGCCAUACAGGAGAAAAGCAAGAGUGAUAAAUUGUCUUUUGAAUAUUCAAAAUCAGCUUUCAGAUCAGAGGAAUUCAUCCCACAGAUUGAUGACUUACAGAAAAGUAAUAGAAAUCCAAAACACAGACAUGUAGAUGAGCAAAACAGUCCUGAGAUUCCAAGGAGGAAUUCCUUUAAUGAGGAAGUGACCCUGAAAAUUACUAAAAACAGAGAAGCUCCCAGGUCAUCAAAGAUACAAAAGGAUGAGAAACCAAACAAGGCUGCAGAGCUGAAUUCAGAUUACACUGUGAGUCAGAAUGUUGCCAAGAAGAGCACGCCAUACAGUGUACUGGCUGAACAAGAAGCCUUACUAGUGAAUGAUAAAUAUGAUGUGGAAAAGGAUUUGCCAACUAAUCUGGAGGGUGAAGAGGGGCAGCUGGAUCUAUGCAGUCCAGCUCACUCAAGGGAAUCAAUGCAAACAGUAGGACCAUUGGAAAAGGUAAAACUGUGGCAGGCAUCACUCAUAGACUCACUUCCUGUGCCAGGAGAGUACCAGUCUCCACCAAGCACUAGUGCGCCUCCAUCCAUCCUUUCAGUCAACUCCAGUGAGCCUUUUGAUGCAGUAGAAGAUCUAAAUGAUCUCUCUAACCUGAAGCUACGUGUUGUUAACCAUGACAGUAGUGGUUCGACAAAUCAUAAUCCAGAAGCUGGUGGAUUUGUUGAUCCCCCUGACACCCAAUGCAUUGCUGAUAUGGGUCGGUGUGUGGAUGCUGACAGUAGUUUGCCCAUAAAUUCCCCAGAACGGCCAGAGACAGAGGGUGACUUGCCCAAGAGUCCCUGGAGAAGUAGCAGUGCUACUCCACGCAUGCAUUUGCACCAGGCUGUAAAGGCCAGGGAUCUUGAUAGUGGGUGCCCAGGCUCAGAGAGGAGUACAAGGAUGAGUCACAAUGCCAGCUUUGAGCAUCCUGAUCAGGGUUCAAAUUUCCAUCCAAGUUUGGAAGCUGCAAGAGAUUGUGUCAAUGAACCAGAGGAGAGGGAAAAGUCACAAGUUGCAGAGAGUCAGUGCUUCAGUGGUUUUGAGAAGAGAAGUAUGGGAGUGGAAAGUAUUCCCCAAGAAAAAGGCUAUGUGGACAGACCUCUAAAACACCCUACAGAAGGACUGCCUUUGGAUGAAAGGUUACAGAGGGAUGUCAGCAUGGAGAGUCGUGUACAUUCAGGAUGCAGUAGGAGCAGCAGGAACAGCUCAAAGAACAAGAAGGACACUCAGUACAGCCUGCUAGGAUUGCAGGAUGCUCAAGAACAGGACUUUAAAGAAAACUUGAGCAAGAGCAGUGCACAGAGACUGUUGGAAGACAGGGAUAUUGCUGAAACAAGUGGAGAUGAGUCAAAUGACUAUAACAGGAGCCGUAAAAGGGAUCCCAAGCGUAGCACAAGGACACGGAAAAGGAGCAAAUCAAGAAGGUCAUUGGAGAGGAACAAGCCUGGUUGUGUAAAGAGUACAUAUGGAGCAUGUAAUGAAACGAGGUCCAAUACACCUGGGAGUCAGAUGCAAGAGGUUACUAAUAAGCUUCACAUGUCUCUUGAUAAGAUUGAUACCAUAAACCAAAACCUCAGGAAGUACAGGUCAAAGUACAUCAGUGGUUAUGCAUCUGACCUGUCUGAGGCAUCCACAAGUAUGCAUAGCUCACAUUCUGAUAUAUACAGUAAUAUUUCAAAAUUGAAGAGAGAUUUCAAGAUUCUGCAGUCGCAGAUGCUAAACCUGAAGAGUGAAGUCUUCCACGAAAAGAAGAGUAUGAUUAGAGAGUCAUCCAGAUCUCAUAUUGCCCAAAGAGGAAGGAAAAGUGAGCCAAUGAGGGCAUUAGAUAUCUCAAGACACUUAGAUGAAGACACUCAUCUUGGAGUUGAUUCAUCCAUGGAUGCGUCACAUUCUGAACUUGUAAACAGAACACAACUUCAGAUGGAGGAUAGAGUGAGAUGGAAAAAUCGUACUUCCUCCAGGGUGUAUGAAAACAACCCCAGGCAUUCUUACAAUUUUUCCUCAGACUCAUCUGUAUCAACGUUUGAUGACUCCAGAAUGGAUCAGCUGCCCAAGAGCACACCAAAAGACAGGUUGAAGGGGGGAUCAAGUGAGAGAAGGGCAAGGAGAGAUCUAAAUAGCAAGAAUGGUAAUAGAAGUAUCAGAGUAGAAAAACAUGAAUCCUUUAAUGACUCAAGUGCCAGGAGACAGUUGGAUCUCAGUAAAAUGGAAGUGAUUGACAUCAACAGCCCCAGAAAAGAUAAUCGGCCAAUAAGCACGCAGACUUUAAGUCCAGGUCAGAAUAUAGGGGUGCAAACAGAGGACAGGGUUGUGCCAUCAAUCCGAUGCACACCAUCUCCUCGGCCUUUGAAUCCACUUGAAGACUUCAAGACGAGCCAGACACAACUCUCGGAGGUUGUGAGUGAAGCAGCUGGGAUGCUGAAUUUGGAGUCCGAUGUGGUGUCCGUAAAGCAGCGGUUGAAUACCUCAGCACCUCUUGUGUAUAUCCAAAACUACCACUGCAACAGUGAUAUUUCGAAAUCAGGGUCAGCAGGAGACAGCAAGAAGCACGGCCCAGGCACUCCAAAACGCAAACACCAUCGAUCAGCCAGCUCCCAGCUCCUCAUUGAGUCGCUGAAUGAAGUAACGGGCAUUGCUGAAAGAGUACGUUUGAGAUCAGAGAGCAUGUUAAGCUGCCUUGACUUACACAUAUCCGUCCAUGAAAACAUCAACAAAUAGUGGAGAAAUCUCCUUCCUCCACAAAUUGCAUGAUGUUGCCUUUCUAUUUGUGGAACACAAUGUUAAAGAAAUAUAUAUUUUUUAUCAUUUCUUUUGUAGCUUCUUGAGCUAUAAGCUCUUUAAGAUUCUGGAGAUAUGGAGCCAAUUUAACUGAGGUUUGGAUUUUUUUUUGUAGUGUCAAAAGGACUUCCAAAUAGAAUAUUAAAGCUGGUGAGAAAAAUUG